UCUGGAUCGCGCUGGCUGCGCGGGACUGCGGACCGCACACACCCUGGGAGGCCCGGGCGGGGAACGGGCAGAGUCUGAGCCCAGCGUCCGCGACGAGGAGGAAUCGGACCUACGCUUUCGCCGCCUUCCGCGGCCGUCGGGUGUCUUAAGAGUGAAUGCCUACGGUGUUUUGAGCAUUUACCUCUUUUUUUGAUACUCUGGUACCUCGUGGGGUCUUCACGUUCAUUCAGUAUUAAUGAAGGCUUCAGUGUAAUCUCUUUGGGUCCCGACCACACACGAGAUGUCUAUGAUGAUGCUUUUGAAAUAUGUAUACCAUUGAGUCUAAAGGCUAAUAGUGAAAGAUGGUGGAUCGCUUGGCAAACAGUGAAGCAAAUACAAGACGUAUAAGUAUAGUGGAAAACUGUUUUGGAGCAGCUGGUCAACCCUUGACUAUACCUGGACGAGUUCUUAUUGGAGAAGGCGUAUUGACGAAGUUGUGCAGGAAAAAGCCCAAAGCAAGGCAGUUUUUCUUAUUUAAUGAUAUUCUUGUAUACGGCAAUAUUGUCAUCCAGAAGAAAAAAUACAACAAACAACAUAUUAUUCCCCUGGAAAAUGUCACUAUUGAUUCCAUCAAAGAUGAGGGAGACUUAAGGAAUGGAUGGCUAAUCAAGACACCAACUAAAUCUUUUGCAGUUUAUGCUGCCACUGCUACAGAGAAAUCAGAAUGGAUGAAUCACAUAAAUAAAUGUGUUACUGAUUUACUCUCCAAAAGCGGGAAGACACCCAGUAAUGAACAUGCUGCUGUCUGGGUUCCUGACUCUGAGGCCACUGUAUGUAUGCGUUGUCAGAAAGCAAAAUUCACACCUGUUAAUCGUCGCCACCAUUGCCGCAAAUGUGGUUUUGUUGUCUGUGGGCCCUGCUCUGAAAAGAGAUUUCUUCUUCCCAGCCAGUCCUCCAAGCCUGUGCGGAUUUGUGACUUCUGCUAUGACCUGCUUUCUACUGGGGAUAUGGCCACAUGCCAGCCUGCUAGAUCAGACUCUUACAGUCAGUCAUUGAAGUCUCCUUUAAAUGAUAUGUCUGAUGAUGAUGAAGAUGAUGAUAGCAGUGACUAAGGCCACACUUGCAAGUACUUAAUCAGGUGUGGCUGAGAAAUCAACUUUGGGGGAAAUGUAGAUUCUGAGCGCUCUCUUUGUUUUGAUUUAGCCAUGAAUUUGCCUGAGAAACUUGUAACCUAUGUGCCUCAAUAUAUUCCACAGAAAGUAGGUCCCCCUGCCUUCUCCCACUCCUCACGCUCUUCUACAGGGAUAGACUUUUGCAAAUAUAUCAGAUAAAUUUUUUGUUUCUUGUUGUUUAUUUUUAGGUUAUUUUCUUGGAAGGUUGGGAAAAGAUGUUUGUUUAACAGAUCAUGUACUACAUUGUUUUUAUUUCUGUUAUAUGGUAAAACUAAAAGCACAGAAUUAUGGGAAAGGGGUUACAGUGUGGUUCAUUAAUAAUGCUGGUAGCUUUUUUCUAACCAUCCUGUUUAAUGGUUAAGACACCAGUAACAAAAACACAUGAUUUGGAAAUACUUUGGCUUUUUCAUAUACCUAGUGGUGCCUUAUCAUAAUAGCACUGUUAACAUGAAAUAAGCCCCUUACCUUCUUACUUUUCUGGUUUGUUGAAAAAAGACACUGGUGCUCUUUGAAGUGAUAAAAUGAGUGUUUAUGAAUGGGUGUAAUUAGGAAAUACUUCUCAUCUGACAGCUACAAAUAACUAAGUUUGGAGAUAUUUUGACUCAAUAUGAAUAAAUAUUUUUCCACAAAAUAGUUGUGAUUAUAUUUUUUUGUUUUACUUAGGUCCUAAAUUAUAAUUGUCAAAUAUAUUUUUAAAAUUAAUAAUAGGUUGUCAUUCUUGGGAAUUUGGUUUGAAAUGUAUCAGUUCCAUAGAAUUGUCAUACUGCAUUAGCUUCUACUUUUACUUAAACAUAUUUUUAGACAUACAUUCAUCUGCUUUAACAUUAUUUCUGGGUUGAAAAUCUUAUAAAACCCUUGAAAAUAAACAAUCUCUUUUUUACAAAGCCCAUAUUAGAGCAUAGAUUUACUUAGGCUUGAAGACCUGGAAGAAAUAAUACGUAAGAAUGGUCUUAAGGCAGACCACUUUAAGUUUGGCUAGACUUCAUGGAAGUAUUGUCUAUUUCAGUGUGAAACUAUCUUGAAUUUGCAAAUAUAGUGUUAUAUUUUAUAAAGUUUUGUAAAGUCCCAAACAAUAUUUCUAUUUUUGUAAAACAGUUUUAUGUGUAAUCUGUAUCUGAAAUCAUUUUGCAAUCUAUGAAAAUAGAGUAGCAAUUGCUAUUUCUAAAUUGUGAACUUUGAGUCAAUUUAGAUUUCUUUUGAGAAGUAACUUUUCACUCUUUGCUUUUGAGGCAGCCAUUAGGUUGAAAAUAUAUAUUUAUCAUAUAAAACUUGAUGCGUUUUGCACUACUUUCUCCGUUUAUAUGCUGCAAACAACUACAGUCUUUGAAAUAUGGAAAAUCAGCAGUCUAAAGUUUGUUUUAAAUUCUAAAUUUAAAAAAUCUUCAAGUCUGAAUAUACUGCACAUGUCAUGAGAGGUUUGAUUCAAUAACUUGUGAUGGAGGACCCUUUGGUAUCUUACUGUUUGGUUAAAGCACUAAUUUUACUUACCUAUUAAAUUUUGAAAGCGUCUGAGAUAUACAAAUCUCCCUGUAGGGAAUAUGAAAGAAAAGCACAACAAAACUAGGGGUUUUUGUUCAUUUGCUUGCUUUUAUGAUUCUUUUGGUUUUUUAAAUAUCAGGUGGAUUUUUGUUUCUAAGCAAUAUAUACAUGUAAUCAACCAACAUAUCUGAAAAGGAUCAUGAAACCUGAGAAAUGCUAAUGGAGGCUUGCUGGUACAUAGGAAUGUAGCAAAUUCAGGAACCAAGGGGAAUGUUCUGAGAUCAUUUACAUUGUCAACUUUUAUUGACUUUGUUUUUACAAUAAAAAAUAUUUUACAACA
Callithrix jacchus (white-tufted-ear marmoset) is the source of this 2970-nucleotide messenger RNA. It is a transcript of the gene PLEKHF2, whose product is annotated as pleckstrin homology and FYVE domain containing 2. Gene Ontology annotation, cellular component: early endosome. Gene Ontology annotation, molecular function: metal ion binding; phosphatidylinositol binding. Gene Ontology annotation, biological process: endosome organization; endosome to lysosome transport. The record is from RefSeq and is a predicted model, not a curated record. Lineage: Eukaryota; Metazoa; Chordata; Mammalia; Primates; Cebidae.